UCCAGAUUUUGAACUAUCUGCAACUUAUCAUUAAGAACAAUGCACAAGCAAACAAAGCUGCUUGCCAAGUAGGUUCUACAGCUGGAGGUAGGCCCUGGGAGGUGGAGAACACGGCACUCGCUCUAUCUCUAACAUUAAACCACUUCACCACGGAAAAGUGAGUUGAGCAAGAGAAAGAAAAUGUCAGAUCAUGCCCGAGCCAGGUUGAUGAAACAUAACAACAGAAGCAGCACCCCUCCUCUGCACUUACUGUGCCAACUUACCGCAAGAAAUAAAGGAACCAACUCACUUCAGAGAAGGUGCCCUGCACUUUGCAACGUCUGAAACCCUCUCUCAGAGGCACUGCUGAAAGAGCCAUGGAGGAGCAGAAGAGGCCCAGGAAGCUGGGCUCAAGCCGACGAAAGCAGCUGCGAGAUGUGUUUGGUGAUGCAAAGACAUCCUCGAUCCCGGAGGAGGAGCCGUUCCCACCUGAAAUAAUGGAAAAGGUUCAAGAAUUCUUCCAGGAAUGCGACAAGGACCAGAAAGGUUUCAUCACACGUGCUGACAUGCAGAAACUGAAGAAGGAGGAUUUCCCAUGCAGCGCAGCGGAGCUGGAGCUGGUCUUUGAUGGUCUCGAUACCGACAGGAAUGGAUAUUUAACUACAGAGCAAUUCACCACAGGGCUCAAGCAGUUCCUGAGCUUGCAGACUGCGACAAGGCAGCACAGGAGGAGGAAGACAGCUUCCAGGAGGGUGUACAUGUCCCGCACAGACUACUCCCUGGAGGAAGCAGACAGCGAGGAAAGAAAAUGCUUCAGAGCGUUCAUGGACCAACUGGGAGCAGAAAAUAUCUUUGAAGACCAGUCAGAGAUUUGGAGGCUGUGGGUGAAGCUCCGUCAAGACGAGCCUCACCUGGUGGGGAACUUGGAGGAGUUCUUGGCCACGAUGACGCACCGGAUCAAGGAAGCUCGGAGGGAAAAGGUGACGCUGGAGCUGACCUUGAACAAACGGGUCACUGAUCACAACCGGGAGGUGCAGAAGCUGUACGAGGAAAUGGAGCAGCAAAUAAACCGGGAAAAGCAGCGCCUGCAGCAUGAGAGUAAAGCAAGAAGUCACCUGCACACCACGGAGGUGCAGAGAGCACUAGACGUUGUGGAUGGGGAAGUGCAGCGCUUGCUGGUGGUUCAAAGUGAGCUCGAGACCCAGUUCCACAGCCUCAGCACCAAGCAGCACGCUGCCACCAGCGAGAACCAGAGGCUGAAAGAAAACAACCAGGACCUGGAGAACCAGCUGCAGCAAAUUCACAUCCAGCUCCAGGAGACCCAAGGGCAUCUGGGUGCUAUGAGGGGCAGGGUAUCUCAGCCUCAUGACAAGGAAGAGAGGGACAAACCAUUGGCUGAGGCGAUCUGUGAGAUCCCUCCACCUUCCCAGGAAACUUUGAACAAGGAUAAAAUGUUCUGCUCUGAAAUGUAUAUUAGACUUGGAUCCCAGCAGAGUGAUGAUACACCAGACAGCUCCCAUCAGCUGGUGCCGUACGGUAUUUCAUUUGCUCCUGAAGCUGAUUCGGGACAGAGGACAAGAGUGAUCUCCAUAGAAGAAGACCCCUUCACAGAGUUUAUGAAAAAGGGAGACACAUUCUUCCAGCAGGAACUUUCAGGCCAAAGCUCUUUGCUCAGCGAACUGAAUGAUGCAAUAGCAGCUCUGAACAAGGUGUCUGAACCACAAGUACCAGAGACAGAUGACCUACUGCAUGGGGAUGCUUCUUUACAGCCAGACAGACAAGGUGGGGAUUCUGAGCAAAGAAUCAAGCAGGUCAGAGAUUCAGAGCAUCAGGUGCUCUCAAGAAAUGACAAUGAACCUAAGGCCCUGCCUGAGGCACUUUCAGUCCUUUCCACCAAUCAGGCUACAUCCCAAAGAGAGGCUCUUAAACAGGGACCAACUCAAGCAGACCCUCAUGCACAGGAGGUGAAGCAGGCUUGGGCUUCUGAGCCAGCAACGCAUGAUCAGGCUCAAAAACUCACAAAGAAAGAGGUUGUUUAUGCAGAGGUACAGCCCCCUACUGUUUCAGAACCUGCAACACAAGCCACCAUUCACAAGCAGAACCCGCCAGAGGGAGGUGUUCUCCUGCCAGGUGUCUUGCAGCCGGGCAUUACAGAGCAGGCAGAUGAAAUUCAGAAGUGGGUAUCAAUGAAGAGAGAUGUGGUCCUUGCAGAUGUGUGGCCACCUGCUGUUUCUGAGCAGGCACUGCUGAAGGAAAAGCCUCCAGAAAUGAAAGCGCUGGAGAAGAUAUUUGAGCAGAGAGAGACACCAAAACAGGAGACACCACCAACUUAUUUCCCUCAUGUGGGAGCCCUGCACAAGGAAGGUGUAGAAAAUGAACAAGGAGAAGCCCUUCUCAGAGCCAGCCAGCUGGGGGAUACACUCCAGGCCAAGACGCAGCUCCAAAGCACUGGGAAACCAGAAGCAACACGGGCAGAAGAAACAAGAGGAGACCUGGAUAUUUUUCAACAAGAGGAGAAGCAAAUGAGCAGUGUGAAAGUGAACGAGGAUGCAAUCCCCAAACUGGGAGGCCAGGGAUACCAAGCUAAUGUGACACCAGAGCAGCCAGGCGGAGCUGCUAAAGGCACCACGGAGACCUGCCCUGAUCCAGACCAUCUUUAUAACGUGUUGUUUGUGGGGGACUCAAAUGUUGGCAAAACAUCAUUUCUGUACCGGUUACACGAGGAUUCCUUCAACCCAAACCUAGCUGCUACUGUAGGAAUGGAUUAUCGGGUCAAAAACCUUUUUGUGGACAACAAGUGCUUUGCUCUACGCCUAUGGGACACGGCUGGCCAAGAAAGGUACCAUAGCAUCACCAAGCAGUUCUUCCGAAAAGCUGAUGGAGUGGUGUUGAUGUAUGAUGUCACUUCAGAAUACUCCUUCGCGGACGUGCGGUACUGGCUGAAUUGUAUCCAGGAAGGAGCAGGAGAUGGAGUUGUCAUCCUUCUACUUGGUAACAAAACAGACUGUGCCGCAGAAAGACAGGUAUCUACUGAAGAGGGUGGACGCUUGGCUAAGGAGUGUGAGCUCUUGUUUUAUGAAUGCAGUGCUGCGUCGGGCGACAAAGUCUCUGAAUCCAUGAUUGACUUCGCCAGAUCACUGAAAGCUCAUGAAGACAGAUUAAAAACUGAGGUGGUGGAGGUACCAGCGCCACCAAAGAAGAAAAGAGGUUGCUGCAGAUGACCGAGAAACUCUGUGCUUUGAUCACAAAAUACAGCCUGAAAGCAUAAGAAUGGCCCUCUCUUAACCUUCAUCUCUGCUCCUCAUGUCUGACUUUACUGAUUCCCCUUAAGCGUUGCAGAACAAAUGCAGUUAUGAGGGAGUGAGUUGUAUUCUGUCUCAUUCAUAGCUAAUCUACUUCUCUGAUUGCCUACCCCCACAGAAUGUUAGGGCCUAACCCAUUAGUGGGCAAACAUUAUUUCUUUCAUUAAGAGAUCAAAACUGUGCUCCUCCAUUGCUGCUCCUGAUGCAAGAAGCAGAAAGAGCCCAGCUGGAUUUUCAGAUCUCAGAAUGAGUUUUGCAGCCAGCGGACAGAAAAAUCCUCUUUGAGGGUGGAAUUCACUCUUAUGCAGAGGGCCUGUGCAACGCCUAUAAUGUAUCGCAGGAGAUCUCAAAAUUGGGUUUAAGUGGUGCAGGCACCUCUGCACAGUGGUGAAUUUCACUCAGAAUGUGUAAACUCAGAAAAUCUGAUCCAGAUUCAAUUAAGAGAGAAUACACAAUGUGCCUCAAUCUCAUUUUUACAGUCAUUUUUCCGAUUGCACUUUAUAAAGUAUGUCAUCAGUUUGAAGUGUCUUCACCUUUAUAAUAUCUAGCUUUGCCCUCGCCUACGUCUCAUAUUGUACUACACCAGCGGUCAAUAGAGGAUCCCUACAAAAAAGGCUGCUAAAACUGUGAUUAAAAAAACAACACAUAGAAAGAUGGGUAGAAGGUACAGGAUAAUAAAAUCACUUUGGAGCGAUGAGGCAAUCGGAUAGUUUGAUCAGCGGAACAUUUGUGAGUCUAUAAUUUUCAAUGGAGGGUACUUUGAGCAAUGGAACAGCCUCCAGGGCAAUGGAUUGUUGCAUUAGAACAGAGGUUCUCAAACUGUGGUCCGUAAGCUCCAUUCAGGUGGUCCAUGGAUAGUUUCCUCUAAGGUACAUGCCUGGGGGGCCGUACACAAGAGAAUGAAGGGCCAGCCACCUAAUAAAUGGAGCCUUGCAGGUGUGGCUCCACUAAUUAGGUGCCUGGAUCCUGGAGAAGAUGCACAUGUAAGGUGAGGGGGUGGCCUU
Messenger RNA from Mauremys reevesii (Reeves's turtle), 4285 nucleotides. It is a transcript of the gene RAB44, whose product is annotated as RAB44, member RAS oncogene family. Bases 357 to 3200 code for a protein of 947 amino acids. NCBI's taxonomy places the organism in Eukaryota, Metazoa, Chordata, Testudines, Geoemydidae. Gene Ontology annotation, molecular function: GTPase activity; calcium ion binding; GTP binding. The transcript has 17 exons. The record is from RefSeq and is a predicted model, not a curated record.